ACUUUCAUUUAUAAAGCAUAGUUAAUUAUUUUCAUAAUGUUGUAUACUACAUCUUAUAACUGGAAGUUUGUACUUUUUGACUGUUUUCAUUCAAUACCCUAUCCCAUCCCCACCUCUGCCUCUGGUAGCCACAAAUCUCAUCUCUUUUUCUAUGAGUUUGUUUGCUUGUUUUUUAAAUGUAAUUGACAUAGACUAUGUUAAUUCCUGGUACACAACAUAGUGAUUUGACACUGCUAUACAUUUGAAAAUGAUCCGCAUGAUAAUCUAGGCAUCAUCUGUCAGUAUACAAAAAAUUACAUAAUUUAUUGAUUAUACUCCUCAUACUAUAUGUUUCAUAUCUGUGACUCAUUUAUUUCUUAAUGAAAAGUUUGUUCUGCUUAAUCUCCCUUACCUAUUUCUCUCUUCCUCCAACCUUCCUCCUCCCUGGUAAUCAGCUGUUUAUUCUCUGUACCUAUGACUCUGUUUCUGUUUGGUUAUGUUAGUUCAUUUGGUUUGUUUUUUAGAUGCCACAUAUAAGUGAAAUCAUGCAAAAUUUGUCUUUGUCUGACAUUUCACUUAGCAUGAUACCCUCUAGGUCCAUCCCCGUUGUCGCAAAUGGCAAGAUUUUAUUUGUUAUGGUUAAAUAAUAUUCCAUCGAAUAUAUAAACCACAUCUUUUUACUCAUUCAUCUAUUGAUAGACACUUAGGGUUCCUCCUUAUCUUGGCUGUUAUAAAUAAUGCUGCAAUGAACACAGGAGUGUUUUCAAAUUCGUGUUUUCAUUUUCUUCAGAUAAAUACCCAGAAAUGGAAUUGCUGGAUCUCAUGGUAGUUUUGUCUUAAAAUUUUUGAGAACAUUCCAUACUAUUUUGCAUAGUGGCUGCACCAAUUUACAUUCCCACCAACAGUGUAUGAGGAUUACCUUUUCUACAUCCUCACCAACACUUGCUAGUUAUUGUCUUUUUGAUAAUAGCAAUCCUGACAGCUGAGAGGUAUUAUCUCAUUGUGGGUUUGAUUUGCAUAUCUCUGAUGAUCAGUGAUUUUGAAGAUAUUUUCAUGUGCCUGUUAGCCAUCUGUAAGUCUUUUUGAAAAAAAAAAAACUUAUUCAUGCCUUUUGCCCAUUUUUCAUUGGGUAUUUUUUUUAAAUGUUGAUUUGUAUGAGUUUUUGGUAUACUUUGGAUAAUAAUCCUUUGCAGAUAUACCAUUUGUAAACAUCUUCUCCCAAUCAGUAAGCAGUCUUUUCAUUUUGUUGAUAGUUUCCCUUCAUUGUGCAAAAUAGCUUUUUAGUUUGAUAUAGUCCUAUUUGUUUAUUUUUGCUUUUGCCACCCUUGUUUAAGGAGACAUAUUCAGAAAAACAUUGCUAAGAUUGAUGUCAAAGAGCAUAUUACCUAUGUUUUCUUCUAGAUGUUUUAUGGUUUCAGGUCUUAACAUUUAAGUCCUUAAUUUUCUGUGUGUGUGUGUGUGUGUGUGUGUCUUUUCUGUCUUUUUAGGGCUGCACCCACAGCACAUGGAGAGUCCCAGGCUAGGGGUCUAAUAGAAGCUGUUGCCACCAGCCUAUGCCACAGCCACAGCAACAUGAGAUCCAAGCCACAUCUGUGACCUACACCACAGCUCACGGCAACAUUGGAUCCUUAAUCCACUAAGCUGAGGCCAGGGAUCGAACCCACAACCUCAUGGUUCCUAGUCGAAUUCUUUUCUGCUGAGCCAUGGCAGGAACUCCCUUAAUCAAUUUUGAGUUUAUGUUUGAGUUUAUUUUGUAUGGUGUGAGAAAGUAGUCUCAUUUGAUUCUUUCACAUGUAGCUCACCAGUUUCUACAAUGCCAUUUAUUGAAGAGGCUGUCUUUUUCGCACUGUAUAUUCUUGCCUCCUUUGUCAUAGAUUAAUUACCCAUAUAAAUGUGAGUUCAUUUCUGGGCUCUCUAUUCAUUCAGUUCCAUAGAUAUAUAUAUAUUUUUUUGUGCCAGUACCAUGCUAAUUUUGAUUACUGUAGCUUUCUUCUCAACAUGGCUUGGAUAUUCUGGGUCUUUCUCUGUUCUAACAAUAUUAUAGACAUAGUUUGUGAAUACAGUUUCUCUCGAUUUUUCUUAAUCAUAAAAUCUCAACAGCAGGGACUCCAUAGCAGCUUGCUCCUUUCUUAACUGAUUCCUCUCCUAGGAGAGGGUCAAGUCAGCCCAUUCUGUGUUUGUACUAUCUAUAUAGUCUCCCCUGGACUGUUCAGCAAAUAGAGGCAGUCUUUUUUACUUCAAGGUAUUUCUACGUGCCAGAAGGGUCAAAAGUACUAAGAAAUAAUUUGAUAUUUUACAUUAUUCCCAGAAAAAUGUUUUUUAUAAAACCAUAUUUGCAAAUUAUUGUAAAAUGUUCAUUUUACUUCCUGAUUUUAUUUUUGGUAUUUAGCAGUGCUAGGACAAUCUAUCACAUUCUCUGCUGGAGACAAUUUUCAUUUAUUAAACUUAUGUUUUAAGGUCAUUAAAGUAACAAAUCAUGUGGAUCUAUGAGACUAGUUAGAUGUGAUCAUAAAUGCUCGCUAAGAUACUGACUUAUCUACUUUGGUAGGAGGCUGAGGGCUUGGACCUAGUCAGCAGGCCCUCAUUUAAAAGUGGAGGACUCGAUUUUGUAGUUAUUAAUAUGAAUCAGCUAUUGAUUGAGAAGAUUAAAGGUAUGGACUUUUGAUGACACAUGACUUUAAUUUUUGCAUUAAAACUAGGAAGGCAAAGAUGUGAGUAAAGCUAUGAUGUAAUUUCCUUUCCUAUAUACUUAUUUUUGUAAAUACUGUUUCAGAGCCCUUAUCUUUGAAAGAGAACAAAGGAAAAGAAAUGAUGCUGCACACUGCUAUCAUCGUAACCAUAACAAUACUAUAUAUGUCCAUGGAUACAUGAACUAACUGAGGCAGAAAGAAAAGGUGGUGGUGGGGGGACAACAAUCCAUCUCAUUAAACGGGACAGGUUUCACUAAAGUUUUCUUUUUUGUUUUAUAUUAACCUAUAAAAACUUAUUUAGGUUUUAAAUAAUUGUGUAGUGUCCAGACAAUUUUUAAACAUUGACUUUUGGUCACCUGAGAGUAUUUCUAAAUUUCACUUUCCAUUUUUGUAUAGAAAGUAGGUAGAUAAAAUAGUUUAAAAUGUGUGUGUGUGUGUGUGUGUGUGUGUGUGUGUGUGUGUGUGUGUGCGUGUGCAUAUCUCUUACAUUAGGAUGAAAUUCUAGGCAGAAGUGGAAUGGAAAUAGGAGUUCAGGAUGAAAAAGCUCAUCUAAAAUAGCUCAGUGUUACCAAAGAAUUUAACAGUGUAUUUUAUGAAUUAUUAUAUCGAAUUGCUAUUUUAACAGAUACCUUCAAAAAACUGAUGUGAAACCAUUUUGUUUUGUUUUGUUUUGUUUAAGUUGUAUCUUGGGAUUUGCAUCCUUGCAACUAUUUGAACUAAUCAUAAAAAUAUUUUGGAUGGCAACUUUAAAAUGUGUAGGGUUUCAUAAAUUACUUGAGAGGACCCACUUAAGAAAAGGAAUGGGGGGAGAAGGGCUUCCAGCCAGCCGCUUUGGCUGAGUGGUGGUUGGCAACACUUCUUCCCCAGCCCAGCCCAGCCCUCCCUGCCCGCCCGAGCAUGCAACCCCCUUCCUUUGGAGGUGGUGUGCAAAAAAACACAAUUGUUACAUUUUAAUGAGCUCUGCUCCUUGCCUGAGAUGAUGACAUAAUCUUUCAAUACAUGUAAUUCUCAAAAACAGCUCAGGAAAGUGAUUAUUUGGAAUCUCAUUCUUACAAAUGAUAAAAACCAAAGCAAGAAAACAGGUAGGCGAUGUUCUCAGACUGAAGUCUCUUCACGCCAAAGCAUCCCCGAGCUAAGAUGACAUUUGACCAAAUGAAUGCCAUGAAUUCAAAGGAAAAAAAAAAAGAAAAUUCUGCAUCAUUAACCACAUCACAGAAAAUAAUGUAGGUGAAGUGGGAGAGAGCUACAUUUGCUGGGGAAAAGGUUAUUUUCCUCUUAAAUUGCCGCUCGCCCCCGUCCCCCAUAAAGAUUAAAGCUACCUGCAUCAGGGGGUCGGCUUAUUAUAUCCGCCUCCCGUGCACAGGGCGCUGCGUUCCACCAAGCGUCCAUUUUUCUUUCGGUUUCAAACAUCCUGCCCUUGAAGGAUCCAGACAUGCAAACAUCUUCCUGUAAGUGUUCAUUGCCUUAGGACAAAGAUGUCUGGUUUAGGUGGGAUGCAUCGCCAGGCGCCACCGCCAGAGCUGCGCCACAAUACCCAGAGCCUCAUCAAGUGGUCCUUUAUAGUGCACCUUCAGACUCACCCAUCAGGGAAACGGAAGUGAGGGCAACUGGCGGAGGCCCCUUGGGCGGGAGAUGGGAGUCGACCCGCGCCCCUCAGCCACAGGUGAACGCCAGGGGAGUAAAGGACUGGACCUAGGUGGGGUUCUUGCGCUUAAUCCCUGGAAGUGGCACACUCAAAACACAAAAGCGCACUUGAGGUCAAGGUUCCUACUUUGCUUAGAGAAGCGUUAAUAGCUCUGGGCGGAGGCGAGAGUCAACAUCGGUUCUUUGAUCACCUCCCCCACAAUCCAGCUGUUUCGUUCCCAUAUCCGACCACUGUAAGAAGCAGGGGCAUUCUCGCAUUCUGCUCACACGGGCUCACACGUUUGUGGGGGAAAGAGAUAAACGGGUCUAGUGCUCUUAAGGAACACAAGAACCGCUAUGGAGCAGAAAAGGAUGCGUUUACAUAACACUUCACGUGUUCAAAACCCUUUCUCGAUCUUGUGGGUGGCUCUGAAAAGAGCCUUUGGGUUCCCGGGCGCCUCGGCGCGCCUCACUUGGAGCUCGUGUACUUGGUGACGGCUUUGGUACCUUCAGACACGGCGUGUUUGGCCAGCUCGCCAGGCAACAGCAGACGCACAGCUGUCUGCACCUCCCGAGACGUGAUGGUAGAGCGCUUGUUGUAGUGCGCCAAGCGGGAAGCCUCGCUGGCGAUGCGCUCAAAGAUGUCGUUGACGAAGGAAUUCAUUAUGCCCAUGGCCUUAGAAGAGAUGCCCGUGUCGGGAUGUACUUGCUUCAACACUUUGUACACGUAGAUGGAAUAGCUUUCUUUCCGGCUGCGCUUGCGCUUUUUGCCAUCUUUUUUCUGCGCUUUGGUAACAGCCUUCUUAGAACCCUUCUUGGGUGCCGGAGCCGAUUUGGAGGGAUCAGGCAUGUUGGCAGAUCUUCGCGCACACACACACACACACACACACACACAAAAAACUCCAAACCUCCUAAACCACUCAACUUAUACAUCCUGUAUUCAAAUGAAGGAUCAAGAGCUCCUAGUUUCUGAUAGGAUCCAGCGCCCCAUACGUCAUCACAGCAAAAGGCACAUGCAAAUUAGGGGAUAGCGGGUUCCUUUUCUGAUUGGCUUCUAUCACCACCCAAUGGGAAGGCUCCGACUCACCUACCUCUAGACCAUAUAUAAGGGCUCACUGACGCUUGCUUCAUCGUUACUUGGGGUGUUAUUUCUCGACUUUCUUCUCUCCCCGCGCCUGACUGAGAGAUGUCUGGCCGAGGCAAGCAGGGAGGUAAGGCGCGCGCAAAAGCGAAGUCGCGCUCCUCGCGCGCAGGCCUGCAGUUUCCUGUGGGUCGAGUGCAUCGGCUUCUUCGCAAGGGUAACUAUUCUGAGCGCGUGGGUGCGGGCGCGCCUGUGUAUUUAGCUGCGGUGCUGGAGUACCUGACGGCUGAGAUCCUGGAGUUGGCAGGCAACGCGGCGCGCGACAACAAGAAGACUCGCAUUAUACCGCGCCACCUGCAGUUGGCCAUCCGAAACGACGAGGAGCUUAACAAGCUUCUGGGCCGCGUGACCAUCGCUCAGGGCGGCGUCCUGCCCAACAUCCAGGCCGUGCUUCUGCCGAAGAAGACCGAAAGCCACCACAAGGCCAAGGGCAAGUGAGGCCGCGGAGGCGGGUCGGAAACGGCCGUGCGCCCCCUGGGGGCCCCGUGACACCAAAGGCUCUUUUCAGAGCCACCCACAGUCUCAAGAAAAGAGCAGCACUGGCUGAGGGCUGCUUACUAGUGAUGGCGUUCCACAGCUCACCUGCUCAAGGCAGGGCUCGCGGGAAAUCGAACCUGAGGUACGAUUGGGGUGCGCCUAGUGGCACAGAGGGCUGAGAGUUCAUUUACUGCGAGGAAUGUCGCCGAAAAUGCAACUCGUUUCCUUGAAUCUUUCUCCCAAGCCCUCAUGAGGUUUCAGUCCUAUUCAUCCUGAAGAUGUGUAUGUUAUUACCAGUGACAAGCAGCUUUAGCUCCGUAAAGUGUCACUGUGUGACAUUUAGAUGCCCAAUACAGACUUUUCUUAUACCAGGAAAAACGUGUAGAGUGAUCUGGUAUUGAAAAUAUUUAAACUUAAGAGAAAAAUCGUAGUCUCAGGUUCUGAUAGGCAGACAUGAUCUCUAAGUGUAUAAUGUAUGAACUAGUAUUUUAAAGAACAUGCUGUCUACUACAAUUGUCUAAUUUACUGCACUGAAAAUUCUAAGGUCUUAGAAAAGGUUUGUCUUGCUAGAAGCAUGUACAGUAUUUGAGAAGUAUUAAAUUAUUUUGAAAAGAGGUGUAAAUUAGAAAAAUAGAGUAAUUAUUGGAGUUCCCUUGUGCACAGGGUUAAGGGUCCAGCUUUGUCACUGCAGUGACUUGGGUCGCUGUGGCGCUGGUUCGAUUCCUGACCCAGGAACUUCCAUAUGCUGUGGGCGUGGCCAAAAAAGGGAAAAAAAAAGAACAGUUAUUUAAAGGAAUUUAAACUGUUAAAUUUGGAUUUGCCAGACAUUAAUCAGAGAUCACCUUAAAUCGACAGCUAAAAUCAGAAUAAAAUAAUUUGCACAUUGAGUUUGAUAAGGAAAACUACAUUGAUGGGUUUAGUAUAUUUAAAAUGAACAUUGUUAGAGGACUAGAUUAAGUAAUAUACAUGUGGAUAUUUCAGAAGAUGAUUUUUCAUGAAUUGUACCUUCUGUUAUAAAGAGGGUUUGAUUAUUUUAGAGAUGCUCCUGCAAAGUCAACUGAGAGAUGAAAAUUAGCACUUACUUCGUGGAUGAAGGGAUUAGAUGAAUUAAUCCAUAAUAAUCCCCUUGUUCAAAAAUCUCUAGCACAAUAUAAGAGUUCAGUGAAUGUUAGUUAUUCUUGCUGUCGUUAUUUUUUAUUACAACAAUAAAUACAAGCCGGUGAGAUAAUUCAGGGAUAUUUAAUAAAUAUGUAUCUUACUAAAAUUAGAUGUUCUCAAACCAGGGCUCCCUAGACAUUGAGUUAAUCACAUAUCUGUUAGUCUUUAGAAAAUAUCCUAGCGCUAUGAGACUUUCACCAAAAAUUGAUAGGAACUGCAAUCAGUGUGGGUGGAAAACACCUGACUCACCUGCAGUGUAGGUAGAUAGCAGGACCCACAUUGCCAGGUGGAACCUAUUUCAGUGCAAGGACCAAGGAUGAGGCAAGAAAUUAUAGAGCCUUCUGGAGACCAAUACCUUAUCUUUCUAGUGACAGCCUUCAUUCUAGCCUAAAUUCGAUUUUUGCAUUGAUUCUCCUGUAGGUUAUUAUAUGUCUUCAUCCUCUUCAGUGGUAUUUAAUUAAGAAAAAAAGGUUUUUCAAGAACAGGGGGCUUGAGUGUUCCAAGUGUCAUCAUGGAGCUCCAGAUUUUUAAUUCCUGUUAAGAGGAGCCGUGAUGUGCGAGGUGCUUAAAGGGGUCAUUUGUCAUCUCUAAUGUUGAGUAUAUACAGCCCCAGGGCCUAUUUAAUUUUUGAUUAAUUAAAAGUAAAUACAAAGACACAAUUUCUCAAUCACCCUCGCCACACACGGCCAGUAGCUACCACAUUGGACAGAACAGAUUUAGGUCUCCAUCAUUACAGAAAGUUCUAUUAGGCAACUCAGAUCCAAAAUCUGAUCAUUUAUCAGGGUUAUCAGGUUCAGAAACUUGAUAAAACAUGCAGAGCUGCCUGCCUUGCUAGAGAAAACUCAUCAGACUCAUGGUAAAAAAAGAAAGCACUGUAUGGCACAGCAAUGCCACCCCCAGAUAUAUACAAGGACUCAGAUGUCCAUAACACCCACGUCCCAGUCACAGCAGUAUUAUUCAUAUUCCAAAGGUGGAAACAGUCCCAAUAUCCAUAACAGACAAAAAGAUAAACAAAAUGUGGUCUAUCCAUAUAGUGGAAUACUAUUCAACCAUAAAAAGGCAUGACACAUGCUACAACAUGAACAAACAUCAAAAACAUUGUGCUAAGUUAAAGAAACCAGACACAAAAAGUCACAUAUUGUAGGCUCCCAUUAUGUGAAACAUCUGAAAGAGGCAAAUCCAGAAAGACAGAAAGUAGAUUAGUGGUUGCAAGGCUGGGAGGUAGAAGGAGGAAUAUGGAGUGACUAUUUCCUUUUAGAGUGAUGAAAAUAUUUUGGAGCUAGGAAGAGGUGACUGUUGAAUACACUAAGUGUUAUUGAAUUGUU
This is a messenger RNA of Sus scrofa (pig), 8393 nucleotides long. Lineage: Eukaryota; Metazoa; Chordata; Mammalia; Artiodactyla; Suidae. The record is from RefSeq and is a predicted model, not a curated record.